AUGAAUAUCAGAAUUUGUACCAUUGGAGCUUUAGCUAUUGGUGCCAUAUUCAUCAUUAUUGGCAUUCUUUCCCUAACUAUCGUACCGUUAACGGUAAGCAAAGAAGUCAUCAAGAAUGAACAUUUGGGUUUCGAUGAGAAUAACACAUAUAACGUGAUGACUCGACGUUGGAUUAAGCAGAAAUAUUCGAUGAAACUCAAAAUUUGGACCGUUUCUGUAGCAAAUCCAUAUGAUGUCGUUCGACACGGAAGCUACCCUACGCUUGUUGAAAAAGGACCAUAUGUUUAUACCGAAUAUCGGAAGAGAGUGAAAGUGAAUUUCAUGCAAAAUAAUACUCGUGUAUUGUUUCGUAAUAAGCGUUAUUACAUCUAUAAUGAAAAUGAAUCAUGUGCGAAUUGUAGUCUGAAUGAUUUGGUUACGGUACCAAAUGUUAUGUUCCAGUAUGUAAUUAAUAUUGCUGCUAAAAGUUCUCCAGUGGUGAAGGAAUUAAUCAAAUUUGCUCUUAAGCUUUUCAAACGUGAAACACCAUUCAUUCGUGUUACCGUGAAGCAGAUGCUUUUUGAAGGAUAUGAAGAUCCGAUGAUCGAAUGGAUUUGUAAUAAAAAUUUGACUCGUCCCCUAUGUAUCCUUGCAGGAAUUCCAACGCGCAUAAAAUUCAUGGAAAACGGCACAGAUAGUGGCGAAUAUUUGAUUGAUACUGGAUUGGAAGAUAAUAGGAAAAUUGGUCAGGUGUAUGCAUGGAAUGGACGAAAUGAAACACCAUGGUGGAGCACUGCACAAGCACGGAAACUGAAUGGAACAAAUGGAGAGUUGUUCUCACCAUUCUUAUCAUCAUCGAAUGAUUUGUCUAUUUUUCUUGGAGAAUUGGGCAGAUCACUUUACUUGCAUUAUGACAAAUCAGUAACGCAUGAACGAAUACCAUCAUAUCGCUACAUCAUUCCAUCAGCAGUUUAUGAUCCUUUUUUACCAGAAAAUAAAGGAUUCUGUAACCAAGAAACGCCACGCUAUUUCGAUAGUGAUAUACAACCGGAAGGAUGCCUACCUGCUGGUAUGUUUGAUAUUGGUCGUACAAAAGUAGGAUCUCCUCCCAUUUAUCUCUCUGGUGUUCAUUUUUACCAGUCACCUGCACAAGUUUACCAAAAUUUCACCGGUUUUCAACAUCCAGAUAGCAGCGAUGCAUCAUAUAUUGACAUUGAACCAUACACGGGCGUUAUUGUGAGUGCUUUUGCAGCUUCUCAAAUUAAUAUUGGAAUGAUCAGUAGCAAUUUAUACAUGCCUGAUAAAAUGCCGAGCAUGAUUGUACCAGUAAUGUGGAUGAAGGAAUUAAUAAAUAUGGAUGAAGACACAAAAAAUGAUCUGCAAAAAAUUGUGUUUAUGCCACGAGGAGCACAGAUACUCGGUAUUGUGCUGGUUGGUGCAGGCCUAUUUCUCUGGUCAAUUUUCUUGAUAAUCUCGUUGGCGAACAUGUACUUAAAGAGGGACGCUGACGAUGAAACACAUCUGAUUGAAGGUGACGUGGAAAACUGA
Messenger RNA from Acanthocheilonema viteae, 1527 nucleotides. NCBI's taxonomy places the organism in Eukaryota, Metazoa, Nematoda, Chromadorea, Rhabditida, Onchocercidae. The record is from the annotation of a GenBank genome assembly.